This is a messenger RNA of Menidia menidia (Atlantic silverside), 1710 nucleotides long. The record is from the annotation of a GenBank genome assembly. Lineage: Eukaryota; Metazoa; Chordata; Actinopteri; Atheriniformes; Atherinopsidae.
GGGGAAAAAAGUUCUGAGAGAGGGACAACAAGAAAAGAAAGACAGCAGAGGGGUGGGGGUUUAUGAAAGAAGAGGAGAGAGUUAGUUCUAUAUAAGUACGAAGGGCUGGCAGGGCUCUUGGAUCUAACCAGGGCAGAAAACAGACAAGGCUGUUUACAGCCGCAUUAGAGCGAACGAAAGCCUGAACACACCACCAGGUGCAGAACCCACUAAAGGAAGUGAGGAUAUCACUGAUGUAGCAUGAUGGAAGUUGUUUUAACCAGACUGCGGGACUUCUCCUGCAAGACUUCGACCUUUGAUGACAGCAAACCUGUGCCUCAGAGAGCCUGCAGGGACCCUCGGGGCCGGACUGACCACCUCAGAAACGGGUGCACAGCUAGUGGAGAGGGCAGCAGACUGGACAUAGAGAGCGCACUGGCUUGGCUGCGAAGGGAGCUGAUGGAGAUGCGCUCCCAGGACCAAGCCCUGAUCCGGCAGCUGAUGGAGCUGCACUCUGGCAUCCAGGAGCUGAAACAGGAGCUCUCCGAGGACAAGCGGGAGGACGAGCUGGAUGAGGAAGAGCUGGAGGGCUGCUACUGGGACUCUGAGAGCGAACAAGGAAGCGGAAGCGUCUACUCCAACUCAGGGGAGAUGGCCUGCAAUGUUCCCAACCAAAAGACGACUCGGCCUCUUUGCUCAGGAGGUUUUUCGGGGAAGGGGUUCUACAGGAGAAGCUCUGUGCCUUAAAACGUCAAAUCACUAAAACAAAUUCAACUUUUGAAUCCUCACCAUAUUUUCCUUAUGUUUGCCAAGACUGCUCAUGAUGGCACUACAAUGUAAGAUGAAAGCAUUUAGAGGAGGUCAUGUCGUCAUACGGGCUGAUCAAGUGUUCCUGCCACCGAAGUUCUAUCCAGAAACCACAUUUUUAUGCAGAUGGAGCACAACAUUAUUCACAAUGUCCAAAUUUAUUUGGAAAAAUAAGCAUUAAAAAUUAUAUUUCCCAACCCCCUUUUUGGCCUAUCAUACAUCAUCUAAAAACUACUUUCAAGAAAAAAGCAAAAAAUCCCAACAGAAAAAAAUCAUUAAACACAAACAAACAUUCAGAAUAAUCGACUGACUUGGAGAACUGAUGACGGACAUUUUUUAAAUCAAGCUCUAUGUGGCUAUGGACGGAUAUUGAUCAUAAAGAUUAUAUUAUUGAGAAUGUCUUGAAUAAUAUAUACAUUAUUAUUCUAUUAAGUCAUAUGGGGGUUUGAUGAAAGAUAUUUACAAUAAUGAUCACCUUCUACUGUACAAUAAAAAAAAGUGCUAUUCGGAAAAUACAACACCUGAUUCCAACAUUUUUUUUUUAAAGCUAUCAGAAUAAUUUGAUUAUUAUAAAUGCUUUUGAACACAGUAUCUUAUUAUUCACCACUGCUAUUCAUUUUGAUUACCUCAGACAAAAUUAGUUUAAUUCACGGGAAAUCCUCUUCUUUCAUCACCUUCUUGCAGACCUUGUUUGCCCAGUUUUUCAUGACAUGCUGAGCUAAGCUACAGCUAACAAGACUGAAGACAUAUCAAAAACUUUUUUUUAUCUUAACAUAAACUGACAGAGGAUUGUAUAAAUCCUGCAUCAAACAACGACUUAAAGGCAGAUAAAUAACAAAUCCAUUUGUACUGUACAGUCAUGUGAUUCUAUUGGUAAUUAAAACAAUGCAUCAACAAUGUAACGGCUGCUUACCUUUACUGUAC